CACGCCCGGGCGUCAGUCGGGCAGCGGCGACGGCGGCAGGAGCUAGUCCCGGCGCCGCCUCGGGCUCCGCUCGGCUCGGGGGCUGCUCCCGGAGGAGGAGAGCCAGGCGAGGGGCGGCGAUCCGCGGGGCCCGCGGGCCGGGCGCAUGGCUUAGGGACGCCUCCGCCCGCCUCGCCCCCAGCAUGGGGAAACUUCACUCCAAGCCGGCCGCCGUGUGCAAGCGCAGGGAGAGCCCGGAAGGUGACAGCUUCGCCGUGAGUGCCGCCUGGGCCCGGAAAGGCAUUGAGGAGUGGAUCGGCAGGCAGCGCUGCCCGGGUGGCAGCUCCGGACCCCGACAGCUGCGGGCGGCGGGCACCGCCGGCAGAGGAGCCCGGAUGUCCUCUGAGCUCUGGAACUCUGCACGGGCUUUCAGAAGGUCUGCGUGGAACUCAAGCAAGCCGAGGAUCAAAGGAUGAAUCAACUUUUUGAUGUGACAUUUAAUUUUUUUUUUUUUAACUUAGAGGUGAACAGACUGCGUCUCAGGUCUGGUUAGUUCUUUGGUCUUGCCCGUGGGCUGGGGAGGGGCCGGCGGAGUUUUCAGAUGUGUGUGUGGGUUUGAGUGGUGGGCUGGCGCAGCUCGGUGGCAGGGGCCGGCGUGGGGCAGUGAGCCUGUGGAUGCAGCCGACUCUUGUGCACGUACGAAAUAACCCCUGCGUCCGGGAGGAGCUCCCCUGUGCCCCUCCACCGCCUCUGCUCACGUAGCUGGGGCUUUCUCUCCCACGUGUGCCUUCACCUGCAGGCUGGGGCGGACUGGAGCUGCUGCCCCCCAGCUCGGUCAGCCGUGGUGGGCGGGGGCGCUGCAGUGAGUUGAGGGCCCUUUGAAAACAGACCUACGGACGUCCCAGUCUUCCCCCAGCAUUUCCAGUUUAUGAUCUACAUGUGUUUUUAAAGCGCAAUGAAAAUGAUCCGAUGUAGCCAUACGGACACAUAAAUGCAUUCGUGGCUCAAGACUGAGGCCAGCUGAGUGGAUUUCCAUUAAUCAAGUUUGGGCUUUUUUUUUUU
This is a messenger RNA of Phyllostomus discolor (pale spear-nosed bat), 1041 nucleotides long. RefSeq names its product NKD inhibitor of WNT signaling pathway 1 (gene NKD1). Gene Ontology annotation, cellular component: cytoplasm. The transcript is spliced from 4 exons. NCBI's taxonomy places the organism in Eukaryota, Metazoa, Chordata, Mammalia, Chiroptera, Phyllostomidae. The record is from RefSeq and is a predicted model, not a curated record. The coding region runs from base 183 to 455 and encodes 90 amino acids. Gene Ontology annotation, biological process: negative regulation of Wnt signaling pathway.